Exophiala spinifera is the source of this 1206-nucleotide messenger RNA. RefSeq lists its product as uncharacterized. Gene Ontology annotation, cellular component: G protein-coupled receptor homodimeric complex; membrane. The coding region runs from base 1 to 1206 and encodes 401 amino acids. Gene Ontology annotation, molecular function: pheromone binding; mating-type factor pheromone receptor activity. The transcript is spliced from 3 exons. Lineage: Eukaryota; Fungi; Ascomycota; Eurotiomycetes; Chaetothyriales; Herpotrichiellaceae. Gene Ontology annotation, biological process: G protein-coupled receptor signaling pathway. The record is from RefSeq and is a predicted model, not a curated record.
AUGGCAUCGAUCGUAGCCUUCGCUACGCCGCCGACGGCGAGCCCAAGCAUCUUCCCUACCGCAGGAAUCGGCGGCGAGUAUUACACUAGUCCCAUCUUCGAGGUUCCUGUCUACACCAGCUACGCUCGAAAUGCCAUCACCUGGCAGAUGCUCGAUGCCUGGAACCUCGUCGGACUUCAGUAUGCGGUUGCUGAAGGCAUCGCCUGCGGUCUCAUCUGGGCUACUUUCAUCUACCUGCUCGCGUUGACUCCAGCACGCAAGCGAUUCACGCGUUUCCACAUCGUCCUCUUCACCGGUCUCUGCUUCGAAACAAGCCAUCUCACCAUGGACGCCAUCUCACUCGUCACACCCGGACUCUCUGCCAACUCGGCAUACGUUGUCCUUACACGAGACAUCGCCUCCAGCGUCUGGACGACCUCCUACAAGGCGUUCUACAUCUCGACUCAAGUGUUGAACUGGGCUGCGUUCAUCUGUGCCACAGUCUGUCUCUGGAUCCAAGCUCAGAGUCUCCUGGCCACGAUCAAGACGCGCUUCUCAAUCGUCUACAUCAUCAUCCUCGUCUACCUCGUCUUUGCCGCGCUCGCCACACUGGUCGCUUCGAUGGUCUAUUGGAUCCACCAGAUCAAAGUCAUACCGGACAACAUUGAUUGGGACACGGCAGUGUACACCAAGAGAUUGAGAUACAUCUACCUGUUGAUCUACGCCAUCAGCAUCGGCAGCUUUUCUCUGGUCAACCUUUUAUCGGUUCUUGAAAUCAUCUGCCGCCGGCCCCUUUCCGUCAUCAAGUCGAAGAGCGUCUACCAUUCGGCAUUGAACCUCUUGGGUCUCUUGGGAAUUCAAUCUUGCCUUGUGCCACUCAUCUUCUGCGUCAUGCAAAUCGUCUACACCGGCAACGAAUGGGUCCUGCCCGCUCUCCUGUUACCUUCGGUCUACCUCAUCCUCCCCCUCGGCACGCUCUUCGUGACCAUCAACACCGACCCUGGCGCCAACGACGCCAGAAGGGAGGACGUCGAAACCCUCGCUUCGCCACGGAAGGUGGCCGUGACGAGUCCUCUCAAGAAGAGGCCGGUGCACAGUCGCCCCUCGCCCUCCCCAACGGCGCUCGACGACAGCACUGUCGUCGAGGCACCGUCCGCCGUCACCGACUGGGCCGCAGAGGAGGAGGGCGAGGGGGCCGACAAGAAGGGAAAGACCCUCGAGGUCUAA